CUCCAAGAAGCAAUCUCUCGUAUAUAUGAAGCAGUCGUUCAUAUCAAUCUCUCCAAGAAGUAAUCUCUUCAGUCCAGCCAAAGGAGUUUCUGGGUAAUUUUCUUCCCAUCAUUUGGUUUCUUCAAGGUAAAGAUGAAGAAAUCACCAAUGUACCCGAAAUAUGAGAAUGGAGAUGUAUUUGAUCCCCAUCUGGAUUUUUCAAUGUUCUUAGAGGAAGCAAAAAAGCAUGCAAGUGAUGCAUCAUCAGUCCUCCCGUCAUCCAAUUACGCAGAGAAACAGGUAGCAGUAGAUGAGAAAAAGAACAAGAAAUCAUGGAAAAUUUCUUUCUUCUUCUGGAGGAAAUCAGAGAAAAAGAUGAAGCCCCAGCAUGAGAUGCUCCCUAUAGAAUCACAUGGUGGCUUCCAGGUUCCCAAGCCGAGGCGCAGCGCUGUAUCCGGUCCAAUAUAUGGGAGUGGAGGACGAGUGGGGCCUGCCAACAGGAGUGGCCGCCGCCCGACUUCCGGGCCCCUCAGUGGUUUACUUACUCCCACAAGGAGAGAGGAAUUUGAGAUACCUUAUAUGUGUCUGGACCAGCUUAACCACCCUAGUAGAUCACAAUCACAGGCCUUUGGACCCAUUUACCUCGUAACAUGAGUUCAUGAAGGCAUUUUGGUCCCAUUUUCCUUAAAAAGUAGGAGGUUUGGGCACUCUGAUUCAAGGAGAGGCUUUUAUAUGAAAGAUUGGUUGUUUGAUGAAAUAGGGGCAUAUUGGAAAUCAUUGGUGAAGCUGGUGAAACUAUGCAUUGAAUAGGAGACUGGUAAGAUUUACAUGUGAUAUAAAGCUGUUUUGAA
This is a messenger RNA of Magnolia sinica, 830 nucleotides long. RefSeq lists its product as uncharacterized. The coding region runs from base 133 to 633 and encodes 166 amino acids. The transcript has 3 exons. NCBI's taxonomy places the organism in Eukaryota, Viridiplantae, Streptophyta, Magnoliopsida, Magnoliales, Magnoliaceae. The record is from RefSeq and is a predicted model, not a curated record.